AUGCCGGCUCAAUUGCAGAGUAAAAGGGUAUGGUUACUUCUGGCUGCUUCAAUAACAUUACAUAUAUUCUUAUUGGUCAAUACUAGAAUAGUAGGAGAUAGGACGUCGACAUCUCCCGGUAAAAGGUUAUUACGUAGAUGGACGACAGACAAUUCCAUACCCAUACCUGCAGAAUCAUUAUUGGAACUACCAUAUUCAGAAUGGUAUGACAAUCUACCACCAGCAGCAAGACCUUUUUACAUUUUCAUUUUACUCUUAAUCCUUAUUUUCUUAUUUUCAUUCAUUGGUAUAUCAGCAUCGGAUUUCUUCUGUCCAAACUUAUCCACCAUAGCGACUUAUCUGGGAUUGAAUGAGUCAACUGCUGGAGUCACCUUUUUGGCUUUUGGAAAUGGAAGUCCAGAUGUUUUUAGUACUUUUAGUGCAAUGAAAAAUGAAACUGUUGGAUUAGCAAUUGGAGAAUUGAUAGGUGCUGCCAGUUUCAUCACUUCCAUUGUGGUAGGGUCGAUAGCUUUUAUUCGACCAUUUCACGUUCCUCGACAUGCGUUCUUACGAGAUGUACUCUUCUUCACAUCGGCUGUAUUACUACUCGUCGUAGUAUUACGUGAUGGUCAUCUAGCAUUGUAUGAAGCAGGAAGUAUGGUCGUACUGUACGUGGCUUACGUGGGAGUUGUUGUCGGUGGAAAUUGGUGGGCACGUAGAAGAAGACAGAGAUUAUCGCAGGAGCAUCUAGCACAUCAUCACGACGAUCAUGAUCAAUCCAAUUCAAAAUCACCUUUACUCAACGGGAACGGUGGAUCAUCUCAAAGAAGUAGAAGGAGUUCAAAUCAUUCUUCACCUCAUCUAUCACCUAUACCUGAACCACUCGAUAUAGAUGAAGACGAAGAACUCAAUCAUACAGACACUCCAGGUGAAUUAACACCUAUAAACGAAUCAAGGCCCAAUUUAGGUAGAACAAGAUCACAUACUACCUCAACGUCACAUAUUCAUAAUUUUCAUCACCUUUCACAUCCUCAGUUACAUCAUCACGAUUCAAUCGAUACUCCCCGAGCCAACUUCUCGUUAUUGGGUGCCAUUGAAUUUAGAGAUGUGGUGAACUCACUUAGAAAAGAAUCAAAUUCUAGGGUCAACAGUCCAGGUCCAGGUUCAGGUCAUGGAGAUAGAGAUCGAGAACAGACUGAUUAUUUCGGUCCGAUGUCAUCAAUUGGACAUAGAAGAUCUUCCUCAUAUGGAUUUGGUUUGAAUUCUGCUCUAUCAUCUUCGCAGCAACUACCUAGAAGAACCACAUCUGUCAAAGGAAGAAGAAGAGCUUCGACACAUACAUCUCCAACCGGUGGUCAAGGCAAUAGGAGUGUUUCUGUUCCUGCUCAAUCAUCACCUGAUAUAGGUGUUGUCACCUCAGAACCUAAUCCGUGGGAAGAUCAAACCGGCAAUCCACCCACGCCACAAUUACCAAGUCAAUUGACUGUCCCAUCUCCCAAACCUACUCGACCUAAAGUGAUUAUUCCUCAUUCAGAACAAAGGGUUCACUUGUCGAGACCUUCUGUACCAUCAAUCUCCGUCAUAGAUCCAUCAGGAAAUGCCGAUAUCCCAGCUGAACAAGCCACUCCUCUUCCUACUCCACCUCUACCCAUAUUCGGCAAACACGAAUCUCGAUUCGCAGUGCGAAGAAGGUCCGGUAUGAUUCUAAGAACACUAUUUCCUUCAUUACAAUCGUUUAGACAUAAAUCUUGGAUCGGAAUGAUAUUAGCUAUCACAUCUGUUCCUGCUAUCUUAGCUCUUACACUGACUUUACCGGUAGUGGACGAUGGAGGUCAAGGUGAUCAAGGUGGUAUCGCUUUACCUACAGACACAGAGGAAGGAUUGGAUGAUCGUAUAGAUGGGGAUGACCAAACUGAAUGUUCAUCUGAUGAAGGUUCAGCCAAUGAAGAGAAUGAUCAUUUUUUAAAUCCUGGCAUUGGUGGAGAAUUACACCAUUUGGUCGAUCAUGGAUUCUCACCGUUACAUUCGCCACUAGGUAGAAUAUCGCAUUCGUCACUUAGAAGACUGAAUUCACACAUAGAAGAUGGAGGCGAUUUAGAGCUCGAGGAUGGUGUGGAUGAUGAUAAGGAAGACCUAAUUGAGGAGCUGAAUGAAGAAAGAGGUUUAGAAUACAAUAAAUGGUUGACUGCAACUCAAUGUGUGCUAGGACCUACUUUCUGUGUUUUCGUCAUGUUCAGUGAACAACCGUACUUCUUCUGGGUACUUCUCGCCUCGUGCAUCACCGGUUCUCUUGGUGCGGUGGCGACGUUGUAUAUCUCAACAGAUGGAUCGUCCUAUCCAUGGAGGUUGGUUAGGUGUUUCUGUGGAUUCAUAUGUAGUAUGGUUUGGAUAGCUGCUAUUGCUGAUGAGGUAGUAGGAGUGCUGAAUACCGUCGGAGAGAUCUUAGGCUUGAGUGAUGCCAUCAUUGGAUUGACUAUCUUUGCAGUCGGCAAUAGUCUUGCGGAUUUAGUCGCAAACGUGACUGUUGCUCAAUUUGCUCCUGCUAUGGCUUAUGGUGCAUGUUUCGGAGGGCCGAUGUUGAACUUGCUUCUGGGAGUGGGUGGAUCAGGAACUUAUCAUAUCUUAUUUCAACCUUCACAUGCUCCUGUGAAAAUUCAUUUCUCACCUACACUUUGGGUUUCAGCAGCUGGAUUGAUCUUAAUCUUAGUGGCAACAGCGAUAUUCGUGCCCAUGAACGGAUAUCUUAUAGAUAGACGUUGGGCAUGUUGUUUGAUCGUUGCUUACAUAGUUCUGAUGAGUAUAAACGUAGCUGUAGAGAUCAAAACUGGGAGAGCAGAGUAG
This is a messenger RNA of Kwoniella shivajii, 2820 nucleotides long. RefSeq lists its product as uncharacterized. NCBI's taxonomy places the organism in Eukaryota, Fungi, Basidiomycota, Tremellomycetes, Tremellales, Cryptococcaceae. Gene Ontology annotation, cellular component: membrane. The record is from RefSeq and is a predicted model, not a curated record. Gene Ontology annotation, molecular function: monoatomic cation transmembrane transporter activity. Gene Ontology annotation, biological process: monoatomic cation transport; intracellular calcium ion homeostasis; transmembrane transport. The coding region runs from base 1 to 2820 and encodes 939 amino acids. The transcript has 7 exons.